AUGGGCUCUGCUGCUGCUGCAGCGGCCGCCGCUGUUGCCCCCGCGCUCGCUGAUUCGUGUCCCACCGCGGACACGGCGCCUCUUUUAUGCAACGCCGAGGUCACCAACAAGGUGUACUUCGACGUGUCCAUCGGCGGCGAGCCCCAGGGGAGGAUAGUCAUCGGUCUGUUCGGCAAGGACGUGCCGAAGACGGUGGAGAACUUCAGGCAGCUCGCGACGGGCGAGAGGGACUUCGGGUACAAGAACUCCAUCUUCCACCGCGUCAUCCCCAACUUCAUGAUCCAGGGCGGUGAUUUCGAGCGAGGUAACGGCACGGGCGGGUACUCCAUCUACGGCCGCAAGUUCCCGGAUGAGGCCUUUCCCCUGGACAAGCUCAACCACGUCGGGCCGGGCGUUCUCUCCAUGGCCAACGCGGGACCCAACACCAACGGAUCGCAGUUCUUCAUCACCACCACCGCCACCCCGUGGCUGAACGGCAGGCACGUCGUGUUUGGUAACAUCGUCGAGGGAAUGGACGUCGUCAGGAAGAUCGAGAGGACCCCGACCGCGCGAGGCGACAGGCCCGUCAACGACGUCGUGGUCACCGCAUCCGGCGAACUUCCCCUCGCCGCACCCGCCCCCGUCGCGGCGGAGCCCGAGGCGUGA
Messenger RNA from Micromonas commoda, 645 nucleotides. RefSeq lists its product with no specific name. Gene Ontology annotation, biological process: protein folding; protein peptidyl-prolyl isomerization. The coding region runs from base 1 to 645 and encodes 214 amino acids. The transcript has a single exon. NCBI's taxonomy places the organism in Eukaryota, Viridiplantae, Chlorophyta, Mamiellophyceae, Mamiellales, Mamiellaceae. Gene Ontology annotation, molecular function: peptidyl-prolyl cis-trans isomerase activity. The record is from RefSeq and is a predicted model, not a curated record.